AUGAGUUUAUAUUUUACAUUGUUAUUUGCGCUACUGACAGUAGAAAUGGCUGUAUUGUUUGUGUUAGUAUUGCCACUACCUAACAAGAUCAGAAAAUUGCUAUACAACACCUAUCAAAGACUGUACCAUAAUCAACAAGUGAAGACUGUCACUAUCAUACUAUCCAUAAUUGUUGGUCUGUUAUUCAUAGACUCGUGGAAGAGAGCACAGGUCAAUGUAACGUUGUAUCGUCAUCAAAAUUAUAAUCAAGAUGAUAGAUUGAAUAUUGCUAAUCAGUAUGAUUCUCAUGCGGUGACCCCGACUCAAGCGUUGGCAUCCAGGGCUUAUAAUCAAAGAAACGUCUAUAUCUCUGGGUUUAUACUGUAUUUCAUGGUCGGAAUCCCUACUGUGAUGAGUAUCGUAAGAAGAUUAGUUAAAUAUCAAGAUUUAAUUAGUAAUAAGAAGACACAAGAAAAAGAUGAUAGCGAGAUCAUAAGAUUAAAGAAAGAAUUAGAUGCUAAGACGGUUGAUGUAGAGACUUUACAAAAACAAGUGACAAAUGCAGAAAAAUAUUUCGAUGAGCAAAAUAAACCAAAGACUGAAACUGUUACCAAGACAGAAUGA
Maudiozyma barnettii is the source of this 603-nucleotide messenger RNA. It is a transcript of the gene YET1, whose product is annotated as Yet1p. NCBI's taxonomy places the organism in Eukaryota, Fungi, Ascomycota, Saccharomycetes, Saccharomycetales, Saccharomycetaceae. Bases 1 to 603 code for a protein of 200 amino acids. The transcript has a single exon. Gene Ontology annotation, cellular component: endoplasmic reticulum; endoplasmic reticulum membrane. The record is from RefSeq and is a predicted model, not a curated record. Gene Ontology annotation, biological process: endoplasmic reticulum to Golgi vesicle-mediated transport; intracellular protein transport.